AUGGCCUGGAAGAAGAACAUACUAAUGCAAAGCUAUGGGUCACAGCUUUUACUGAUUUUACUUCUGCCUUGUGGAUUAAUGGAUGUCAUCCUAACUGUGAAUAACAACAUUCAAGACUAUGUCCUACAAACCACACCUGGCACUUCAGAGUCUCUGAGAUGUGCAGUUCAGAAUCAUAGCCAAGAGGAAGAGUUACUCUGGUACCGGGAAGAUGGGAAGGUGGACCUGCAAGAUGAAAACAAAAUCAACUCUAGUGACAUCUGCAUCUACCCUGUCAGUGUGGAUGACAAUGAAGUCACCUUUACCUGCGUGUUGCAACGGAACCAAUCCAUGAACAUCUCAGUGACUUUGAACGUCACUUAUGAACCUAUUCUGGAAGGGACAGAUCUCCAAACAGUCGAGGAAGGAAGCAACGUAAAAAUAGACUGUAAUGUGCAGUCCAACCCCCAGGCUCAAAUGACAUGGUACGUAAACAACAGUAUCCUGAAUCUGGAGAAAGACCGCCACCAAAUAUAUCAGACAAGUGAGCUGUUCCAGCUGUCCAUUUCCGACGUCCUGAAAUCCGACAAUGGGACAUACAGUUGCUAUGCAUAUUCGCCUCUGAAAUUGGAGAUCAAGGAUUUCCACCUGAUCAUCAAAGAUAAAAAAAUCACUGUUCCCAUCGAACCUAUUAUUACUGCAGUUGUGGUGGUCGUACUCACCAUAUUGUUUGGACUGUUCGCAAGAAGAAAAAAGAUAAUGAAGCUCUGCAUUAAAGAUAAGAAAUCUCAAAGUGAUACAUCUCUGUAA
Molecule: messenger RNA, 789 nt
Organism: Trichosurus vulpecula (common brushtail)
Lineage: Eukaryota; Metazoa; Chordata; Mammalia; Diprotodontia; Phalangeridae
Gene: TMIGD1
Product: transmembrane and immunoglobulin domain containing 1
Exons: 5
Coding region: 1-789 (262 amino acids)
Source: RefSeq, a predicted model, not a curated record